AUGUCUACCACAUGUAUUGUCUGAAGAAACCUAUUGCGCACUUCUUAAAUAUUUCGUCAUAUUCUAAGUUUUUAAGGUGACAGGUCAACAUAAUCAGUCACGAAGCCAAAGUAACAAAUAAUUCGAUCGUAUAAAUGAGUAUUUUAAGAAAUACCUUUUCCGAUACCAUGUUUGUAGAUCACGGAAAAACGUCUGUUCUCACGUGCAAAGAUUACGACGCAACCAAAACAAAUUUAAAAGGAAAGCUGCAGUUUUGAGAGUGAAGAAUGUAGAACAUUAUAAAUGAUGACCCACAUUUGUGUAUGGCGUCUACAAUCAAUGUACUCAUGACAUGUUUGAUGAUUCCAAUUUAUGGUGUGAUGAUUGUGAACAAAGUAAUGCUGGGGAAUGCAGCCAUCAUGGUGCACUGCAUAUUGUGUCCGACUCUCCUGUAUUGAGUCGGGCACAACAGUCAUUGCCCACAAUCUUGGAAUUCAGACACAGUGAGGACAAAACUCGAGGGUUGUCAGUGUUCAGCAAAGAAUUCAUCAAACGUCGAACACGAUUUGGACCUCUUCAGGCUCCCAGAAAGAAGGGUCAUGCUUAUAGCAGUGCCAGUAACAUAGCCGGAAGCGCAACGGCUGGGAGAUUGGAAUUUCGCCUUUUUAAAGGUGGUAGGGCGAGUGACAAAGGGCCAGUGGUCUGUUUAAACACGGCGCUAGGCAAUGAAGAUUACUGUAACUGGAUGGUAUUGGUGGCACCCGCCAGAGACCAUCACCAGCAAAACCUUGUUGCAUUCCAGUAUAAUGCCGCUAUAUACUUUGUUACAAUCAAGGACAUUGCACCUGGGGAAGAGCUAAGAGUGUGGUAUGCCAAGGAAUAUGCUGCCAUUAUGGGGACUAGGCCUUUGGCAAAACCAUCUGAUGAGCCUUCUAUAUUGGAAGAAGAGAAUCCACCAACUGUCCGACAGUUGCGUCCAAGGGUUUGCCCUCUUUGUCAGCAGCAGCGCUCAUGUUGUACCUGUCCAUCUCCUUUGCUACGUGGAAGACAGGCUGCUAGACCAUCAAGAAGUGUCCCUGGUACACCAAGGCAGCAGGAAGGGAGAACGAGGAAAGCAGGCAAGGAAGUUUCAAAAUACCACCAUGAGAUAGCACUAUGCACCACGUCUGGGAUCGAAGCUGCAAGUAGUUCAGAGACUCAGUCAUCCUCAGUUUCACCGUCAGCAAGUGGUGGUAGUGCAGUUUCUUGCACAGCAAGUAAACCAGCAAGUACUGAUGUUUCAGUGGAAACCCUUACAAUUCCAGAGUCUUCUAAAAGUUUAAUGACUCAUCUUCCGCAUGAUUCAAGUUAUGUGCAGGAUGCCCAAACCAUGGGAGGGACAGGUUCAGGAUCUCCAAGAAGUAAUGUCCCCGUAAUGUUUGAAAGUAUUUUGGAACCCAUGUUGCAUCAUGUAACUAGUGUCACAUCCAGCAGAACUGGCACCAGUGUUUCUGAAAGCAUUUCUCGUGCACUUCCUGAAAGUGUUCUGAGUUCUGGCGUGCGCAGUGUUGCAUCUCGGAAACAGUAUAGUUCACAGUCCAGCCCAUUGGUUGAAGCAUUAUGUACCAGUGAAAGGGGAAAUACCCCAGCUACUUAUACAAGACACAUAGUUGAGCCUUCAUUAAGUGCAGGAAGAGCCAUUUCCAAUGAGCAGCUGUCUCCGCCACUUUAUUCAGAUGUUCACAUACUUAAAUCACAAUUUAGUGAUGAUAGUGCCUUAGUAAGUACCGGUGAAUUUCAUUAUGCAACAGAAAAAGCGGACAAGAGGAAUAUAGAUAUUUCCUCAGUCAGUGCAGUGGGGAGUUCGUCAACCUUAUCAAGUACAACUUUGCAUAUAAUUGGUGAUGAUGUUCCCAAACCCAAAAGAAGGCCUACUUUGGAGACCUUGACAACACCAUCCUCUAGCAGGAAUGCAUUUAUGUUACUACGCAGUAGUUUGAGACCAAGGACUUUACGACUCAGUUUGAGAAAUAAAAUGGAAUCAAGUUCUGUUGAAGGUGAUCAAAAAUUAGACCAGGCAGGGAAGAGAUUUCAUGAACAAGAAGCAAAACAAAGUGAAGAUAAGAGAACCAAAACAAAGAAAGAUGUAAAAAAUGAUGAGAAUAUUCAGCGGCAGAAAGAGAGAGGUAUGAGUGAAUCUAGUCAGGAAAAGCAGAUUGAAGGAAGCAGUGGUAGUCAGAGUAACAGUGGAGAUUUUGCAGUGGAAAAUGAGUCUGCAUCACAAGGAAAACUUGUAGCUGUUGUUAGGAAGCAGAGUUAUGCUUGUCCAGUUCGUCUGACAAUGUUUAGAAAUCUGAUGAAAUUAAGCCAGCAUGUGGAAUCUCAUUCUGGUGUAACUGGAUCUAGUUUAGCAGUAUCAGGCAGUUUGUCGCCAAAUCCUGGUGGUGGUAAUGGUAGGAAGAAAGGAAGCCACAUAUGUCAUAUUUGCUCCAAAGCAUUCAUUAGUCUAGGAAAGCUAAGUCAACACAUAGAAUUUCAUAUAGGCUCCAGUUCCAGCCUUGAGGAAUUGGAGAUGUCAUCUGUUAUUACAGGCAUCAGAGGAGGCGGAGGAAAGAGGAGAAGUGGCCAUACAUGCCGUGUGUGUUCAAAAGUGUUUGUGAGCCCAGGCCGAUUAAGUAAUCACAUGUAUACUGCCCAUCCAGGGUUGAGUAGUUCUGGUUCUAAUGUGGGAGAAUUGGCAACACCAGGUGUGUCUGCUGUUGCAAGUGUGAGUGGAGUGAAGAAAAAAGGAAACCAUAUAUGCCCAAUUUGCUCUAAAGUGUUCGGUAGUCCUGGGAAGCUAAGUCAGCACAUGUAUUCACAUACAGGUGAGCGUCCAUUUGCGUGUUCUGAAUGCAACAAAGCGUUUUCAUCAAAGUUCAAACUAGUACGCCAUGCAUUGAUCCACUCUUCAGAUUCUGAACGUCGGUAUCGCUGUAAUGCUUGUGAUCGCAGCUUCCAUCGCAAGGAUCACCUCCAGAAUCAUGCGAAGGUUCAUAGUGUGGUCCGUGCACGAUGGCGCUGUGAUCGUUGUGGCAGAGAAUAUGGCUCGCCACUUAGUCAUCGACGCCAUGUGGCAUUACAUGCUGCCCAAGAUGAUGGCGCAUUAGACUGUGGUGUUUGUGGUCGACACUUCAGUACAACCCCAGAUAUCCUUCACCAUCUCAAGGUUCAUACAGGAUCCAGAACAGUGAAGAGUCCAGCAGAUCGUAAAUUUCGGUGUGAUCACUGUGAGCGACGUUUCUUUACACGUAAAGAUGUGCGGAGACACCUUGUAGUUCACACAGGAAAGAGAGACUUUCUAUGCCAGUUUUGUCCCCAGCGCUUUGGACGCAAGGAUCACCUGGUAAGGCACAUCAAGAAAAGUCACCAUCAAGGAAGUGUUCCAGCAACUUCCCGAGGGGCUCGAGGUGGUAGGAGGCAUAAAAUAACUGUCCCUUCUGUCGCACCAUCAAAGUCACUGUUAACCCCAUCCACUUCUACAGCCAGCGCUGAGACCAGAGCAGUAGAACAGCUCCAAACUCAUGCUACUGUUUAUGGACCUACAUCAGGGUUUGAAGGAAGAAUGGAAGAGGUUAUGUUACUAUCAAGAUCACCGCCAUCAUACAUGGAAAGUAAGGUGGAGGAGACUGAAGAGUUGCCUCCUGCUCCAUUGCUUGAAGAUCCUUCUCUAAUAAAGAGACAGAUGGUAGCUUCUCCAGUAUAUGCAGCAGAAGGAACAAAUGUCCCAGGGGCUACAGGUGUGGUACCAAAGUCAGAAGAAUCUUCCAUUCUGCCAGCAGUUCCUGCCUUGGAGCAACCAGCGGGUCCUACGCUGGGGCUAGUAUAUGGUCAUCCACCUCCACCACCAUAUCCAUCUGGUGAUUUGCAAAGUCAGACAUUCAAGGUUUUUGAAGAAGCGAACAGAGAAGAAAUGAUCAAGCUUGAACCACCAUCCUCAUCAAGGGUAGGUGACUUAGCUCACCUGCUGAGUCUUAUUCCGUCCACAUCUCAGUCGUCUGUUCUGUCAGAGACACUGUCUGAGCAAGACAGUUUAUUAAUGGCUGCACAGCAUCUUCGCACUGAGGAAGACAUCCAGAGAUUGUUAACAAGUGGAACAGAGCAAACCCAGUUACUUGCAAGUGAAGAGCACAGUCUGUCAUCACAGUUGCUUCAUUUGAUGGCGACAGCUGCAUCUUCAGUUGUUGGACUAGAUCUUCCAUCAGAAGUAUCAGCUCCUAGUGCCAAUAGUGCUGCUGCUCCUGUUACACCUGAGGAAUCAGAUGUGAUGGCAUCCUUUCUUGCAUCAGGCUCUGGAGAGAGAGAAAUCAUUGCUACUGCAGCUACUACUCCACUUCCUCGCUUUACUCAAGCUUUUCAGAGUCAGCAACAGCAGCAGCAUCAUCAUCAGCAUCAACAACAGCAGCAGCAGCAGCAACAACAACAGCAGCAGCAACAGCAACAGCCGUCAUCACAGCGGCAACAAGAACAGAGGUAGCAACAGUAUUCUGGGUUCGGAUUACAGAAAGGUGCUAAAUUGCAUUGCUGAGUUUAGAUUUUAUAUUACAUGCAUAUUAUGUUUUUAAAAUGUGUGCCUUAAGAACUCAUAUUAUUUGCCAUAACAAUCCGUGAAAAUUUGCAAUCCUAUACUUUCUGGUGGCAGCCAGUGUAAGGAAUGGCAGUCAUCCUAGUUAACCACAGAAACAUUCAGGACCGAAACCUUUCCUCCAUCUGAUAAAAGUAAAGGAUAUUUCACAAAAAAUCAUGCACAUGAAACUGAUUUUAUAUGAAAUUUCAGAAUGUUUACUAAAUAUCUAGUGUUUUAAAGUACUCUAAAGAAAGCUGUGACAUUAUAUGUUGUGUUUCUGAAUUCUUUGGCUCACAUCUUUAUUUCUGCAGAUAUUACCAAGAGAUACAUUAAUUUAAAUCAAGUCUGUGUAAUGAGAAUAUUAAUUAACCUAAGGAAACCACAAGAUUCAGCUUAUAUACAUAGCAUCUUUAAAAUUAGCUCAUGCAAAAAUUUAUAAAAAUAUUAUGUAUCAAGAAGAAACAAAGGUGAUUAUUGUAGUUCAGUGAAUACCAUUCCUGCCUUGUCUUUUGGAUGUACAGAACUCAAUUCCAUAGUGACAAACUAUCAAGAUUUUUUUAUGGUGUUCCUUGCCCAUUAAGAGUGGAAUAAUACCAGAAUUGCAAGUAAAAUAGACCAAAACCUCUUUCUUCCAUGCAUUGUUUGGCUUUCAGGUUAGCUCACUAUAUUGUCACAUUUUUAUGUGUGUGACCAUAGACGGUAUGGAUUUGUGAAUGGAUUUAUUGACCAUUUAUACACACCACUCAUCGCUACAAGUAAUUACAGCACUGUCGCUAAUUUCCACACUUUAGAAAUCACCACAGCACCCUUUAAGCCUUUUCCAACCUGCUGUGUCUUCAUCAGGUGUUCCCUGUGCAAUGGCUUCUAAGAGUGGAGGUUCUUCAACUUCUGUUCAGGUUCUGUCCUCACGGCCUCCCAUGCAGAAUUCAACUCUCAACUGACAACUGACAGCUCACAACCGAACUUUCUCACUCAUCAACCAGCUAUGUUAUAUCACUUCACUCACCUGAACUGCUGACAACUCCAAGCAACAAUUAACUCGUUGCUUCUAACUGUCCUGCUUACAACAUCUCGGCGUGGACCACAUAGAAAACACCGUUCUUCUAUUGUUUCAUAGGUGUCCGUUGCCACAGAAAUGUGUUUACUGAACUGUUGAUUAGCACCGGGUUACAUAACCUUGUUCUUCUAUUGUUGCAUGCAUGUGUGUUGUGGGCAUUACAUAACAGCAGCUGCUGUUUACAGAGUCACUGCUUAACAGUGGGUCUAUAUGCCACAAUAUUAUAAGCUUGAAUAACAUGCAUGAUAAGAACUUUACACACAUACUGAUGACACAGAAAUAAGACUUAAUUUCAUCCACUGGGAAUUUACUCUGAGGGUAAUAUUGUGAAAGGUGAAGUGUUUUUAACACUUCUCUGGUAUUGUGAUUUAAGUGAGGUAAAACGCUGUUAUACAACAGAAUUCUUUAAAAUUUAAAAACUUAUGACAUGGAUAAUUUUGAUGCCGGGAGAAAGACUUGAAUUUCUAUAGAUAAGUAGAAAACUUUUGGUGGUCAUAUUGCGUCUGGAGGAAAGUUUUCAAACUUGACAUAAUUGCAUUGUUACUAGGACAAUGAGGAUAUGAAGUUUUGAGAUAUCAUUAAUAAAAACUUGCAUUCAGGAUGUACUGUUAUAAUAAUAAUGGUUUAUGGUUUUGAAAAAGAAUUUAAAUAAUCUUUACUUACUAUAAUGUUGGUGUCAUUAAAAUUUAUUUGUGUUCUUAAUAUAUUAAAAAUAAAAGAAUGAUUAGGGACAAUAGUCCAGCAGUGGUUACUGCCACAGAUGUUGGGCAAGAGAAUUGAUCAUUGGUUGACUGUUAUGGACAGCGUAUAUAUUCCUUUUCCAGAUUCAGUUUAUGCAGUGUAAUUGUAUGAAUGAAGAAGAAUUUUUAUAUAUAACUCCACCAUGGCAAUAUUUGCCAAAUCUAUCAGCUGCAAUUGAACAAGUGGCCACUUAGUAAUCCAACAUGGUUUCAUCAAAAUAUGGUCUGCAUAUGUUUCUUUCUUGAAAAUGUCUCCAAACUGAGUCCGUUCCCAGUAACCUCAAAACUACUGAGACAUAAUUACAUUUAUUAUCCUUGAGAAAUAAUGCUGAUAGGUUGUAGGGUAAAAGGAGGUAUUGAUACUGCCGUUAGUAGAUAGAUUAUAAAGCCAAGAGUUUGUACUACUGCAGUGCAAGAUGCGUUGAAUGUUACCUUUACCAUAACAGAGCUAGUGUUUUCUUUAUGAAUUGUUAUUGUUGCUGUUUUAUAUAAAUGAACUUAUUGUACUAACUACAAUUACAUAUCUGACUACCAGAAUUCCUCAUGUUUAUAGAAGAAAAUGUGAACGAAGUACCUUAAAUAGUUAACUAUUUUUAUAUAAUAAUGAUUAUUUUUGUAAAUAUACAUGUGAGAUAUUUUGUCUUGUUAUAUGACCUUCAGUAUGUAAUACUGGCAUUGUUGCUGGUCAGCAAAUUGGUCUGUGUUGAAUUUUGUGCAUUUUGCUACGUAAUGCAUGUAAUAUGUUUGAAACCAGUUUUAAAUUUGUAGCAGAUGUAAAAUUGUACAUUUAAGUAUUCACUGUUGAAUAUGUUGGUAGCUUCAGUUAAGAUUCAUGUAGAACUUGCAGGUUCAUCAGUUAUACCUACAUCAAAAUCAAAAGUAAACUGACUCAUUUGAAACCAAAACAGAGACUUAUCAGAUAUUGUUUGUUGUCUUGAUUUAUAAAGUUGCAGAAUAUCCUACUAGCAAUUCUGUUACUAAUAUUCAGUUUUUAUACAUACAACUAAACAAAAAUAUAAAACUAUGAUUCUGUGUAAUACACAUAAUUAGGCAUCUGUAAUAUGUGACAUGUCACAAUUAAGCUUAACAUUCUAAUAUGUAACAAACCUUUCAGGUAAUAUGACUAAAAAGAGCUGUUGUAUGUUGAAAAGUAAGUAGUAAAAGCUGAGGAAUGUAAAUUCUUUCAAUCUCCCACCCAUAUCCUACGAGACGAUGUAGUUGCUAGUAUUUUCUUAUUCAGUUAGUGUGUUGUGAAUUAAAAUUGUUACUAUCACACUGCAUCUGAAAAAAUAUAAUAUUUAAGGGUCUGCAUUUUUCGAACAAAAACAGUACACUGUAAGGAACAUAUAUAACUAAAAUGUUACAUUAUUUAAAAACUGCAGCAUUCGCCCAAAACAUACUUCAUUAUGAUAGAUAUUUAAUUAAGUUUAUCUUCAAUAUGAAGACAACUUCAUAUAUUGUGGUUGUUAUUUGAAAAACAUUAUAAUUUGGGAAGGAAAUGCUUAUAACAUAAAAAUGUCGUCUUUAUAAUAGCUACAUCAUUUAUUAGAUAUACUGUUUGAUCUGCUGAAUAUUUAAUGAAACAUAAUGCAAGCUUGUUUAGUCUCACAAGACUCACUUUGUUUGAAAGCAUUCUUUUAUGUAAUUUGUGUAAAGAAAUGGAGUGAGCAUGAGGAGGACAGCUUAUGGGAGGAUAUAGUUUAGAUGAAGUGUUUUGUCACAACGAAUGACAGUGGUUACAGUACGUCUAAUUAUGGUCUUCUGACUCUUCUCGCCCCUGUUCUGCUAUCAGAGGUAGUGAUAACUUCCAAGAAAAGUAACAGAGCAGUACUCUAGAAUUACUUUCCACAUACUCCAGUAGUAGUAUGACAAUUAAGAUAUUGUUACAUGUAGGAUGGUACGUGUGACGAAAUGUUGGGUUCUGUGUCAGAUGAUUGGAUUUAUUGGCACCUUGGUUACCACCUCUCUUAUUUGCACUGAAAUACAGGCAAUACCGCACUAUCGCUGAUUUGCACACUUUAUAUUUCACCAAUGCACACGCACUAGGAUUCCAGUCUUCACUAGUCGUCUCCUGGCAAUGGUUCUCAACGCAAGAACUCUAAAAGUCUCACUGGAUCACACAUUCCAAAUAUUACACAUAAAUGAAGUCUUCAAAUCACACACAAAGUCUUCACAUGGACUUUCCGUGGCUGUCUCCUACUGAGAACUCACUUGCAACUCUGUCGCUUGAAAACUGAAAUCAGUUCUGUCUAUAACUGUCGGUAUAUAUCCUCUGCAUCGACCACACAGAAAACAACCUCUACUGUUGUAGAGGAGUGUUUACCGUGACAUUGUUUAGCAACGGUUGCGGCACCAACCCCAUAGAAAGCCAGUCACGUGAUAGCCAUCUCGCCAGCCUAUUGGCACACUAACUGUUGCCUAGUAAUGAGCUAUAAACAUUCAUCCUAUUGUUGAGUGCGCUUAUGCAACUGAAGGUUGUUUGAAGGUCACUGCCUAAAACAGUGGUGUGCAGUACUAUUUUUGGCAAGGAAUGUAGUGGUAUCUAAUAAACAAACUGUAGCAAUCUAGUCACCAAAAUUUAUUUGAAGACCAAAUCUAUUCUCCGUUUUGUAUUCCGUUCGAUAAACCUGUAAAUACUGUACUGUUCUCAAGGUGAACAUUGAGUUUAUGAUCAUAUUUCUUCAAAAAGUGAAUUAAUUCCACAUAAUUACCUCGGUCAAUAGAAUCCAUGCUUUCGCCAUGACCACGGAGGGCAAGUUGCCUCUUUCCUAAAUGGCAGAUGAUAUCAAUCGAGCGUUUCAUUAUUUCUCUAUUUUCUUUCUGCUGUAGUAUCAUCAGGCACUUUUGAUUAUCAUGUUGGCAGUCAGUUCAAGAUUUCCCAAACAUAACAAGUUGCACUGUUGAAAUAAUGUGAGUCUGAGAGUUCUCAUGUCGUUUCAACGCUAUAUAAAGGUUGUUGAUAUCACCAAACCCAGUCUUUUUUUCAUUGAGAAACAAUAGGCAUGGCCAACAAAACAGUUUUCCUAUAUUACAGCAACCAGAUAGCCACUCUGUUCUAGAAUACUGUUCCAAAUUAAAUUUCCUCACAUAAUUUGGUUUGUGCUUUAAAUUCUGGCAACUCGCAUGUCAGUCCUCUUUCUAUAAUUAUUUUCUUUUCAGAAAAGUCCCUGCUAUUAAACCCUCAUUUUAAAAGGCUUUCGAUUGCACAGUUGCAGUCGCGUUGUCUGCCAGCAUUCAUUUUAGUUGUGCCCUGUGCAUGUAGUCUAAUCACUCCCCUGCCACUUGUACCACAAUAUCACACGUGCUUCCCUUAAACGCGGAUAGCUUCUUUCUGAUGUGUCAAAAUACGAUCACAAAUACAAUCUUACGCCAUCUAAAUAUGCACUUACAGUAU
Messenger RNA from Cryptotermes secundus, 9755 nucleotides. Its product is annotated as PR domain zinc finger protein 10. Gene Ontology annotation, biological process: regulation of transcription by RNA polymerase II; cell fate commitment. The transcript is spliced from 12 exons. NCBI's taxonomy places the organism in Eukaryota, Metazoa, Arthropoda, Insecta, Blattodea, Kalotermitidae. Bases 332 to 4474 code for a protein of 1380 amino acids. The record is from RefSeq and is a predicted model, not a curated record. Gene Ontology annotation, cellular component: cytoplasm; nucleus. Gene Ontology annotation, molecular function: RNA polymerase II cis-regulatory region sequence-specific DNA binding; DNA-binding transcription factor activity; histone deacetylase binding.